This is a messenger RNA of Lepus europaeus (European hare), 1181 nucleotides long. RefSeq names its product mediator complex subunit 8 (gene MED8). Gene Ontology annotation, molecular function: RNA polymerase II cis-regulatory region sequence-specific DNA binding; transcription coregulator activity. Gene Ontology annotation, biological process: regulation of transcription by RNA polymerase II. NCBI's taxonomy places the organism in Eukaryota, Metazoa, Chordata, Mammalia, Lagomorpha, Leporidae. The record is from RefSeq and is a predicted model, not a curated record. The coding region runs from base 75 to 881 and encodes 268 amino acids. The transcript is spliced from 7 exons. Gene Ontology annotation, cellular component: mediator complex; core mediator complex.
UUGAUUGGUGGACAAAACCCUCAGACACUGGGAAACCGGAAGAGGAAGUGGUUGCGGCUGCCACGGCUGCCGCAAUGCAGAGGGAGGAGAAGCAGUUGGAGGCGUCAUUAGAUGCACUGCUGAGUCAAGUGGCUGAUCUGAAGAACUCACUGGGAAGUUUCAUUUACAAGCUGGAGAACGAGUAUGACAGGCUAACCUGGCCCUCUGUCCUGGACAGCUUUGCCUUGCUUUCUGGACAGUUGAACACCCUGAACAAGGUCUUGAAGCAUGAAAAGACACCGCUGUUCCGCAACCAGGUCAUCAUCCCUCUGGUGUUAUCCCCAGACCGGGAUGAAGAUCUCAUGAGGCAGACUGAAGGACGGGUGCCUGUCUUCAGCCAUGAGGUGGUCCCUGACCAUCUAAGAACCAAGCCUGACCCUGAGGUCGAAGAGCAGGAGAAACAACUUACGACAGAUGCUGCCCGCAUUGGUGCUGAUGCAGCACAGAAGCAGAUCCAGAGCUUGAAUAAAAUGUGCUCAAACCUUCUGGAGAAAAUUAGCAAAGAGGAGCGAGAAUCAGAGAGUGGAGGUCUCCGGCCAAACAAGCAGACGUUUAACCCUGCAGACACCAAUGCCCUAGUGGCAGCUGUUGCCUUUGGGAAGGGGCUGUCUAAUUGGAGACCUUCAGGCAGCAGUGGUCCUGGCCAGCCAGGUCAGCCAGGAGCUGGGGCCAUCCUUGCAGGAGCCUCGGGACUACAGCAGGUGCAGAUGGCAGGAGCUCCAGGCCAGCAGCAGCCAAUGCUCAGUGGGGUGCAAAUGGCUCAAGCAGGUCAACCAGGGAAAAUGCCAAGUGGAAUAAAAACCAACAUCAAGUCAGCUUCAAUGCAUCCCUACCAGCGGUGAGUGUGGCCUGCAGCCUCCACUCCCAGGUGCUCUUUGCGGAGUUGGGCAGUGAAAUUACCUUUUGCUCAAGGCUUACCUAAAUGGAUACAAUAAAAACAUGGGCUUUCAGCAAUAGACAGAUUGCAGCGCCACCGCUGACUGCUUGGACUUUGGGCAAGUGACCUAAUUUUUCUGAACCUGUGUUAUCAUUUGUAAAUGGUAAUCAUACCUACCUCAUAGGGUUGUUGUGAGGAUCAAAAUGAGAGGAUGAAUGUAAAACCACGAAAUAAUAGGUAUUCAAUAAAUAAGUUUCUACAGUCA